UUUCUUUACUUUGGUCAGCUCUUCGCUAACUUUCUCACAAUGCCUGGAGAUAAUGCAUCCCAGCCAUUGCUGGCUUCUCCAAGGAAGUCAACCAAAACGCGCUCCAAGAUUACCCUCAUUUCCGCUGCUGUGGUAUUUUUGGCCACAUCUCUUUAUCUCGCCUCCCUGACCCCUUCAGUCAGCCAAACUGCUAUUUUCCCAACCGCAACCGAUAGCCAUGAUAUUGGGUCCGUUCAAAGCCCCGGUAUCUCGGAAAGGACAUUAGAGCACGGUAUUCAACAAUGCAGUGCUAUUGAAGCUCGCAAAACAGCCGGCAAGGCAUCCUCGAGACGAGAAAAGAACCCCAGAGCUGUUCCCAAUACCCCUCCCUUGCUGAUUCGAAACGGAUAUAUCUGGACGGGCAAUUCGUACCUCGAUGGAUACGAUAUCUUGGUCGACCAUGGCCUCAUUCAGAAAGUCGAAAAAAAUAUCGAAACCCUGCCUGAAUACGAUAUCAUUGACGCCAAGUCGCGCGUCAUCACCCCGGGUAUAGUUGAUAUGCAUUCGCACAUCGGCGUCGAGUCUCUCCCCAUGUUGGAAGCCACGACCGACGGCAAUGAGGGAACCAACCCUAACACUCCCUACGUCCGUGCUCUCGAAGCUUUCAAUCCCAGUGAUCCCGCAUUAGGUAUCGUUAUGAGCGGAGGUGUUACUACCAGCUUAGCUCUGCCUGGAUCUGGAAAUCUCAUGGGCGGUGAAGCGCUUGCUAUCAAGUUAAGGCCAGUGUCGACUCUUUCAGUGGAAGAUAUGCAAGUCUCAGCUGGAGCAGAUGAAAGCGAAGAGAAGAUUUGGCGAUACAUGAAGAUGGCCUGUGGCGAGAAUCCCAAAUGGUCCUAUGGCUAUGCCGAAGGCGCUAUGCCACUCACACGAAUGGGAGAAGGAUACUUGUUCCGAAAAUGGUUCAACAAUGCUAGCAAGCUGAAGAAUCAGCAAGACGACUGGUGCGAAGCUGCCGAACGCCUCAAUUCAUCCUCUCACCAUCAUCAAAAGACUCGUCUUUCUACUCCCUUCCCAGAGGACCUGGAACUAGAGAGCCUGGUAGCUCUCUUGCGCGGAGAUACAAAGCUCAACAUUCACUGUUAUGAACCGCAUGAUCUUGAGGCGAUGGUACGCCAUUCGCUUGAAUAUGAUUUCGAGAUCACCGCCUUCCACCAUGCUUUGAAAGCUUGGAAGGUUCCUGAAGUCAUCAAGCGAGCGAAAGGAAAUAUUACCAUUGCAACCUUUUCCGAUAUGUGGGGCUACAAGUUUGAAGCUAUGGACGGCAAUGUUCGAGCAGCUCAGAUUUUAGGUGAAGCAGGCAUUCCCGUCGCUUUCAAAAGCGAUCACCCCGUCCUCACUGCUCAAGAUCUUGUGCACGAGGCUGCUAAGGCAUACCAUUACGGACUUGAAGAACACAAGGCAUUACAGUCUGUUACUACUAUCCCAGCGUCUGCCAUGGGUCUUUCGCACCGCAUCGGAAGCAUUGCACCUGGAAUGGAUGCAGAUAUUGUUAUCUGGGAACGACAUCCACUUCGACUUGGAGCUCGUCCUGAUCAUGUUAUUGUUGACGGUAUCAAGCAACAAUUCAACAGCACAUUUGAUAUUCCUCAAAAUGUACUCUCUUCUCUCCUGAACAAUGGCUCACCUAGCCAGUCUGAGAAAGAUGCUCGUAAAGAUCGUGCUCCUAUUGUCAAUGGCGAGAGCUUGAAGCUUGAAGAUCAUGGCUCCAAAAAUCCGGUUACAUUUACCGAAGCAUGCAGCCCCAAUACAGACAGCUUUGUUCUACGUAACAUUGGAAAACUGUUUUUGGCCAAAAAUACCGUUUACGAUAACACAAAGGCUAUUCGUAAGGAGGAUGAGCUCUAUGUUAUUGUGGAGAAUGGCACCAUCAUAUGCUCUGGUGCAGGAUGUGGUCGAGACAAGAUCGAUUGGCCUAACAAGAGCGCUGUUUUUGAUCUCAAUGGCGGUUAUGUUCUUCCGGGAUUGAUUUCAACUGGUGCUCGAAUUGGUCUCGUUGAAAUGAUCAGUGAGCCCAGCACACAUGAUGGCUUUGCUGAUAACAAGUUGAACGAUCCUGAUCUGCACAAGACCAUCACAAGGGCCGUUGAUGGACUCAAGUUCGGAACAGAGCAUCUUGAAAAGCCAUAUAGAGCGGGUGUUCUUCAUUCCAUCACACAGCCGCUUGUGAUGGGAGAUAAGGUGGUCGCUGGUGUAUCUGUAGCCUUCAAGAUUGGAGCUGAGAAUACCGUACUGGAUGCAGACGACAUCAUCAUCAAGGAGGAAGCAGCAUUGCACUUUGUGCUUACCAUUGUUCCUGAACCGGCCAAGUCUGAGCAAAUUGCUGGAAUACGACGUUUGCUCGUGUCCAACCUUGAUAAGGACACCAAUGAUAACGUGUUUGCGCGUGCAGCGAAAGGACAACUCCCUGUGGUGAUUCAAACGGACGACAAGGAUGAGAUUGCUCAAAUCAUCAAGAUGAAGCAACAUAUCAAAAGCUUGCAUGGUGGAAGCCUUGUUCGAUUUGUUAUUCUAGGCGGCGCAGAAGCUUGGCUAGUGGCCGAUCAUCUUGCUGCUGCGCAAAUCCCUGUCAUUCUAGCUCCUCCAAGAUGCCGACCUGCUUUCUGGGGCCAACGACACUGCCUUAGCGGUAAGCCUAUGCAAGAUGCUACUGGCCUGGAUGUUUUGGUGGCCAAGGGCGUGCUUGUUGGUGUAGCUAGUCUGGAUGCUGAUGACGGCUACGUUAGGAACUUGAUUUGGGACGCAGGUUGGAACCUCGCUACCAACAAUAACUUGACUGAUGCAGAUGCUGUAGGCUUCGUCAGCUGGAACUUGGCAGAAAUCUUUGGAUUGCAUCACUCAAAUGGCUCUCCCGUUGGUAUCCUCGCUGCCGGCCAACCUGCAGAACUCGUAGCUUACGAUGGAAAUCCUUUUGAAUUCGGCACGCAAGUUCAGCUGGUGGCUGGAGGUGGACGUCGUGGAGUCAGCUGUCUCGAUGGUGUUCGGCAGACAUAAAUGUGGUGCAACGGACCAGUCUCUUUCAUUUUUAAAUGUCUUGCUAUUCACUGCUUAAGAAAGCAAAGUAUGCUUUCACUGUGUCAAUAAAUACCUGGCGUCUAGAAAUAUUCACCAUCAUGGCGGCAUGCAAACCCAUCGAAUU
Molecule: messenger RNA, 3175 nt
Organism: Umbelopsis ramanniana AG
Lineage: Eukaryota; Fungi; Mucoromycota; Umbelopsidomycetes; Umbelopsidales; Umbelopsidaceae
Exons: 10
Coding region: 40-3030 (996 amino acids)
Biological process (GO): purine nucleobase catabolic process
Cellular component (GO): cytoplasm
Molecular function (GO): allantoinase activity
Source: RefSeq, a predicted model, not a curated record